AUGACUGACGUUACUCUAGUCAUAUCCAGACCAACUUCUGGUAGAACAGACCAUGGCCUAAUCAUCAACCGUGAGUAUGCCAACCCCAUGGAUACUGAGUCCGAUUUGUUCACAGGUUCCCGAUCAGAGCUCCUCGAGUCUAUCCGAUACGAUGCGAAUAAAGAGCGACAUGAGAUAAAAGAACGUGCAGCCCCAUCGCAUCCCGAGCGGGAAAAUAUAGAAGCCGGUCUGUCGGCAACCCUCGUCAGUCAAAUGCCUGAGGGCGUCUGGCGGUUGUCCCGGGAGCAGGUUGAUGAUGCGGAGAAUAUCGAUCCCUCGCACAAGGACCAUGAUGAAGAUGAACUUAAAGCCGAAACUGACGCUAUUGGCGAUACACACGAUGCCAUCGGACCGGAUGGGAUCGAUGACGGCUUGCUUGAUGACGCCUUUGCGGCGUCUAGGAUCCCAACCAUCGUUAAACUUGAACUGUCAGAGUUCGAGACCAAUCCCUUCGUCAAUAGGUCCAUGCUCGGAUACGACGUGUUGGUGAAGUAG
This is a messenger RNA of Aspergillus mulundensis, 534 nucleotides long. RefSeq lists its product as uncharacterized. Lineage: Eukaryota; Fungi; Ascomycota; Eurotiomycetes; Eurotiales; Aspergillaceae. The transcript has 4 exons. The record is from RefSeq and is a predicted model, not a curated record. The coding region runs from base 1 to 534 and encodes 177 amino acids.